AUGGGUAAGAGCAAAAGCAUAGGAAGGACAAGGCUUGACAAGUACUACAAUCUUGCAAAAGAGAAGGGAUACAGAGCAAGAUCUGCAUUCAAGCUUCUUCAAAUGAACAGGAAGUAUGCAUUUCUCAAGAAUGCACAUGUUCUUAUCGACUUAUGUGCAGCCCCAGGAUCGUGGUCCCAAGUGGCAGCUCAGGAAAUGCCUCUUCGCCGAAAGAUAGUUGCCGUUGAUUUGGAACCUAUAAAGUUCAUUGGAGACGUUGACACGAUUGUUGAAGACAUCACGUCUGACGAAUGCCGGCUCAAGCUACGGGAGAUACUUGGAGCCCAGAAGGCCGAUGUUGUACUUCAUGACGGGGCACCGAAUGUAGGAACUUCGUGGGAAAAUGAUGCAUUCAACCAGAACCUGCUUGCGUUGCAUUCAACCAAGCUUGCAUCCGAAUUUCUGAAGAGAGGUGGUGUGUUUAUUACAAAGGUGUUCCGAUCGCAAGACUACUUUUCACUACACAACAUUUUAUCACAGCUUUUUGAAACUGUUGAGACCUCAAAGCCUCUUAGCUCCCGAAGUCAGAGUGCAGAAAUCUUUCUUGUUUGCCUUGGGUUUAUUGGAGAAGAGAAUGUCGAUUACUCGCUUCUUGAACCUUCUGCCGUGUUUACAGAGACGAAGGAUGCCGGAGGAUAUGAUGAUUUCAACUUCUGCAAGAAAUUGAAGUUCACUGAAUUCUUAAAGGAAGAUGAUCCUGAUGUGCUGUCUGAGAUGCUUUCGAAGUAUUCCGAGAUUAUGGUCGACAUAGAUGAAAAGGAUAUACCCAAAGUUCUAGAACCUGAGUUUUUGGAUAUGUUCAGGGAUCUCCAAUUGCUUGGAAAAGGAGAUAUUAGGAAAGUGUUGAGAAAGAGGAGAAGGAUAAUCCAAGAUGUGCAGAAAGGAGUUAUUGAAGUCCCUGACCUAGAUUUUCUUAGAGACAAUGAGAAUGUGGAGGAAGCAGAAUUGAAGGAAAAGAGCUCGGAGGAGAAGAUAAAGGAAAUUCAAAUGCUGAUUGAGAAGAGAAAGAGAAAGAAUGAAAGAAAGGAAAGUAUACCAAAGAAUGAGAGGGGAAUUGAGUGCUUCUUUAAGGACUGUAUUUUUGAUAAACUGUCUAUGACAUGCGAGGAUGAGGAAGUGGUUGAAGAAAGAGAUGAGCAAAUGAUCGAAGUUAGCAGUUGCUCGGAUAGUCUAGAUCUUGAUGAAGAAGAGAUAAUGUGUGUUUCGAAGCUUAAGGAGAACCCCGAAAGAUUUGUAGAGGACACCAUUGAUAGAUAUAUUCGCGACCCCAAUGAAAAGCUUCCUAACUACCUUCGCGAAGAUCAAGAAUCCUUUUAUUCAAGGCCUCCGAAGGUAGAGGAGAGAAGACUCACAAAAAAGGAAAAGGAAGCCCUUAAUAGACGCAAGACAAGGGCAGAAAGAAGAGCCGAGAUGUUUAUGAAGAACGUAGUGAUAGAUGACUCUGAAGAAGAGGGUGUGGUAGCAAAGAAGAUUUAUAAGUCAUCCUUUAAGAAAACAAAGUCUAAGCCAAGGAUUGUGUUCCCAAAGAAGGGAAGAUGCGGAAUUCCUCGAGGAAAAGGAAGGAUUGUGGCAUUGGAUAAGAGAAUGAAGAAGGACAAAAGAAAAGGAAGGCAUUGA
Encephalitozoon romaleae SJ-2008 is the source of this 1656-nucleotide messenger RNA. Its product is annotated as 23S rRNA methyl-transferase. The transcript has a single exon. Lineage: Eukaryota; Fungi; Microsporidia; Unikaryonidae. Gene Ontology annotation, molecular function: rRNA (guanine) methyltransferase activity; rRNA (uridine-2'-O-ribose)-methyltransferase activity. Gene Ontology annotation, cellular component: preribosome, large subunit precursor; nucleolus. Bases 1 to 1656 code for a protein of 551 amino acids. Gene Ontology annotation, biological process: maturation of LSU-rRNA from tricistronic rRNA transcript (SSU-rRNA, 5.8S rRNA, LSU-rRNA); maturation of 5.8S rRNA from tricistronic rRNA transcript (SSU-rRNA, 5.8S rRNA, LSU-rRNA); rRNA methylation. The record is from RefSeq and is a predicted model, not a curated record.